UGGUGGGAUGGGGUGGGGAAGAAGGUGAUGCUCACAAAAUGAUGGGUUCCAGGUGAGGAAGAUUCCCGGCUUCUCCCUCACGAAUGGUGUUUGCAUCCAGCCCUGUACCCACCCGUCCGUUCAUUCGCCAGACUGUCACUGGGUCCUGCUCUCUGCUUAACGCUGCCGAGGCCCUGGAGAUUAAACAGGGAGCUCCAGGUGGAGUGUAGCGCCCAGGGUGGGGCUAGACACAUCCUCGCUCGGCCUCACUGGGUGUGUACCCUUGGGCACAUCACUUACCCUCGUAUCAUCCGCUGAUAUUUACUGAGCACGGUUAUGCACCAGGCACUGGGGCUAGCAGUGAACGUGGCAGGCAAGUUGUCUGCCCUCAUGGGAUUUACAUUCUAGUGGGCAGUUUCCUCCUUUGUAAAAUAGGGACCGUAAUAGUGCUCUCACCAAAUACUGCGAAGAUUAAAUGAGAGACGGUUGUAAAGUGCUUAUCACGGUGCUUGAUACUUAGCAAAACGCUCAAGCACGUGUUAUCUCUUUUCACCAUUCCACCAUGAGUUAAACUUCAUAAGGCAAAGAAUGACAUUGUUUACUGUUGUGUGCGCCCGGCAUGUGUGAGCAUGUACCUACCUGUGUGGAAGGUGAUCAGUAAUUAUUCGAUAAAUGAGUGGAUGGUGAAACUCACUCUGAGGAGUUUCAUGUAAUCACCCAUGACACUGACUGCAAUUUCUGAAAGAGAAAUAGGAGCCCGGUGCUGUGGAAAACUGGAGGGAAUCACCCUGGGGGAGUCAGAGAAGGCUUCACAGAGGAGGUGACAUUGAAGCUGGGCCUGGAAGGUGAUGAGUUGUCUGGUUGGGAAUAAACAAGGAGAGGAAGUUCCAGGCAGAGGUGUCAGACAUGCAUGAGGUGUUCGGAGAGCGAUGGGUCAUUGGUUUGUUUUCACUGGCAUCUGAUGUGCAUUGAGGGGGGAAAGGUGGGAGAGAGACUGGAAAGGGACUUUGAGGCUAGACCUGCAGCUCAUGGACACUAUAGUCUGUCUCCAGAUAGCCUGGAUUGGGAUUACAGGCAUCUGUUGGUGACUCCCAUGGAAACAGAGGCUAGGGUGGGUCCCGUGAACCAUGAGUGUUGUUCCAUUCCUCACUCAGCAUACCUCUACCAAACAGAUUAAACUCAUUCAACAAACAUUUAUGGAGUGCAGACUUUGUGUCUGACACCCUGCUAGGUGCUGAGUUUAAGGCAAUGAACAAGGCAGAUGUGGAUGUGGUCCACAGAUUGCCUAGAGACACUUAGAGCAGAGUGGGAGCGGUGCUGUGCCAAAGAGCUGCUGCUGCUGGGGAGCCUCCUAAUCUGGCCUGGAGUCCGAGAAGGCGUCCUGCUUCAAGCAGCAUCAUCUCGCCUGGAUUAUUGCAAUAGCCUCUAAAUGGUCUCUUUGCUUCUGUCCUCAUCCCAUUACAGUCCAUUCGCAAGACAGCCGAGUGAUCCUUUAAAGAUAUAAAUCAGAUCGUGUCAUUCUACUCAAAAACCCUCCAUAGCUCCCGCCAGCCUCAGUAAAAGUCAGAGUUCUCACUGGCCUACCAAACCCUGUACCACUGGGGCCCCCGCACCUCUAAAUUCAUCUGCUCCUUCUCUCUUCCUUGGGCAUUUGGCUCUAGUCACAGUGGCCUCUUUGCUAUUCCUUGAAAAAGGCAGGGAUGUUCCUGCCUCAGGCUUUGCACUUGCUCUUCCCCCAGAUAUCUGCAUGGCAUGCUCCCUCAUCUUCUUCAUCUUUGCUCAAAUGUCACUUAGAGGGGGCUUCCCUGAUCACCCUAGUCAGGAUUGCAACUCCCAUCCCCAGAUACAUCCAGCCCACUUCCCUGCUUUAUUUCUCUCCCUCGCACCCAUCAUCUUCUGGUAGACUAUAUAGUUUAUUUUGCUUAGAGUCUCCCCCACUAGAAUCUAAGCUCAAUGAAGGCAGGAUUUUUUUAUUUGUUCACUGCUGUAUCCCCAGUGCCAGGAAGAGCACCUGGUCUGCAGUAAGUGCUCGGUGUUUGUUGAAUGGAUGGAGUGGCAUCUAAUCAGACUUGAGGGUGAAUCAGUCAGGUGAAGAACUGGAGGACGAGCAUGCUAGUCAGAGGAAACAGGAUGUGCACUAGACGAGAAAACACAUCUUCGGGAGGAAGUGAAAGAAGCCGAGUGGGGCUAGAGGUUAGAAUACAAGGAAUGGGGUGGGCAGACCUAGGAUUUAGAGGGGGUGACCUGGUCACUCUGGCUGCUGUGGACUGGGGGGAUACUGGCUAUGUGCAGAGACCCUGAGACGGUCCCUGCUUUCUUGUUGAGCUCAGAGUGGGGGAUCAGUGAUGGCCCAUGGACAAGAGCUUGGGCUUUCGAACUGGGCUGUCCUGCUGCUACCAUAUUCCUGGGAUACCUAAGGCAGCUGUUUUGUUUUUGUUUUUCAUUCAAUAAGUGUGUUGGUUCAGGUCUUCUAAGAAGCAGACAGUAGGAUGAGAUUAGACAUGCAAGAAAUUUAUUGGAGGCAAUGCCUGUGGAGCUUAAAAGGGAGAGGAGCUGGAGAAGUCAGGGAGAGCCUUCGGACAGCCAUGCGAGCCCGGCCCCUGUGAAGGAGGUUUGGGCGGGAGGUCUCGGACUGCAGUGCAGUUCCACAAAGGGUUCGGCCAGGCCAGGCUGAUAGGGCAUCCUCCAGGCAAAGUUGCCUAUUAGAGGAGGCCCAGGUCUCACUCAGUCAUUGGGGGCAGCCUGGAAAGUGUGGCAUCCACCAGCUGAGGGCAUCCACUGAUUAUGUUCCACCCCAGCAGAUCUGAUCAGCUCAGUUUCACAGCUGCCAUGAUAAGUCACACGUGUAUAUGGUAAAAAAUUAAAACGGUACAACGGUACAGUGAAAAGUCUCUCUCCUACCUUAAAUGUCCGGUCGUCCAGUUCUGCUCCCUGGGAAGUGUUGGGAUCCUGGUAGCUAAUGUCAGAAGAAAGUGACUCGCUGAGAACCAGCCCUUCUGCGGCCUCACUUUCCGAAAAUGAGCUGCCAGCACGGCCCGAGCCUCCUGGCUACGUGUGCUCGCUGUCAGAAGAACUGGUCAUGAAAGCCAGGGAAGAGCUGCAGGAGAAGCCGGAAUGGAGACUUCGAGACGUCCAGGCCCUCCGUGACAUGGUGCGGAAGGAGUGCCCAAACCUGAGCACCUCUCUCGAUGAUGCCUUCCUGCUGCGCUUCCUCCGAGCCCGCAAGUUUGAUUACGACCGGGCCCUGCAGCUCCUGAUCAACUACCACAGCUGCCGGAGGAGCUGGCCCGAAGUCUUCGAUAACCUGAAGCCGUCAGCCUUAAAAGAUGUCCUUGCUUCCGGAUUCCUCACUGUGCUGCCCCACACCGACCCCCGGGGCUGCCACAUCCUUUGCCUCCGCCCAGACAGAUGGAUACCGAGCAACUAUCCAAUUACCGAAAACAUCCGAGCCAUAUACUUGACGUUAGAGAAACUCAUUCAGUCUGAAGAAACCCAGGAUGGUUUCCCCAUUCGGAUAAAAGCAGUCCAUGUAGUGAAUGAACCUCGAAUAUUUAAAGGCAUUUUUGCCAUCAUAAAACCAUUUCUGAAGGAGAAAAUAGCAAACAGGUUUUUCCUCCAUGGGUCUGACCUGAACUCUCUCCACACAAACCUUCCAAGAAGCAUUCUCCCCAAGGAGUACGGGGGCACGGCUGGAGAGCUGGACAUCGCUGCCUGGAACACGGUGCUGCUGGCCUCGGAGGAGGACUUUGUGAGAGAGUUCUGCCAACCCGAUCCCGCCUGCGACAACAUCCUGGGCGGGGCCCUGCUGCCCGAGGGGCUGACCUCAGAUGCGCAGUGUGAUGACUCCAUGCGGGCUGUGAAAUCACAGCUGUACUCCUGCUAUUAGCCAGGCCCCUGGGAGUCUCACCAUCUUUAGAUCCUUUUUUCUCUGGAGAGGCACAAGGAGAAUUUGAAGUGCCAUGGAUUCAGUCUUGCUCCUUGUAAUUAAACUGCAGCAUGGAGGAAAAGCCUGUAGAGCUUUGAGGGUGAGCCAUGGGGUAAGCCCUUGGUUACUUGAAUUACUCUGUGUAAGACAUGGAAAAUGUUCCCUAGUGAUUCCCAAACGUUUGGAAUCCCAGUUCGCAACCAUUAAUCUGGAAGCCGUCUCUGGUUCUUACACAUCUCAAAACAAGAAAAAUCAGGACCAAAGUCACUUUGAUCCUACAUCCCAGGAGAAAACAACCUGGUUGGCCAGGCAGCAUACUCCCAUGAAAGAGUCUGGCCGAGCCUGUAAGGUGGCCACAUGUGAGACUUGGGUAGUUUGUUGCCUUUCACAUGAACCCUAACUGCAGACCUCUGUUGCUCAUCAGGAAGCUUCAAGUUUGAGUUCCAGGUCCCAGUUGCCAUCAUCACUGGGUUUGAAAAGCACUUUAACUGAAUCAUACAAGCAUCGAGACAGAAGCAGCACUUUCAGAUCAAAUUCGGGAGCCAGAGACUUCAAGCACCUCUGGGAUUCAUUGGUUGAAUCUUGCAAUAGAAACAAGCUUUCCCAAACCCAUAAGCCUUAGCCCUGGUUCUCAAUAGAAUCAGACGGGGCCCUAGAAGUAUGUAAUUUUACUCACCCUAAAAUAGUGGAAGCCAGGCCUGUGUAGCUAAAAGAAUUCUGGCCUAAGAAUUAAGAGACCUGGGCUCCAGCCUCAGAUGUGUGACUGUGGACAAGGCAUGGGCCUCUGCGGGCCUCAGCUUUCUCAUCUGUAAAAUGAGGCCUAGGGCCCUUCUGGCUGCUGAGGUUCUGAGAUUCGGUUUAGUUAUUGAAUGUUAGACAUCGGUUUUCUGCCUAGCAAUAUGACUCUAGAUGCAAGUGGUUGGAUCCUGUUUUUUGUGGUACACUUGGGCCUUUCCAAGAGGGAUGUGUCACCGUUCAGCCCUGCCUUUAAAGAAACUAGUAUGUAUCCUGGGACUCAGAGAUACCAAUCCCUUUUCAUAGCAAGGGCUAAACUUGAAAAGGAGGAGGGCAGGUGAGAUGACCAGGAUCUUGUCUGAAUUCCUUCCAUCCCUGAGACUCUGGUGGUGUAUUGUAACACUGGAAAUGGGGAAUGGUUAAAUUACGUGGGAUCUUAAAUUUUGGUCUCUGGAAAUGAAAGCAAGGGCAGGUUAUUGCUGGGUCAUUUCUGGGGCCCCGCCCUCCCAAACCCACUUGAGUUUCUCUCUGUGUGGGUGAACAGACCAGUCUCUCCAGCCAGACUGAAUGUUAGUUCUGCAUUUCAGCACUUUAGACCCUUCCUGUCAAGAAUUUAGCCUUAGCCCAAGCAUCAAAUUAGGUGGUUCAUCUGGUGGCUUUUGACCUGUUUCCUCUCAUAUUCAUUCCAUGCAAAUUAUGGUGUUAAAAAGUGACAAGUACCAUGUGUUGUGUGUGUUCCUUCUCUGUGCAUUUAUUAGACCACCAGGCAAGGUGGACAGCUCAGUUAGGAAGAGAGCAGUGCUCUGAAAUGCAAAGGCCAGCCUGUUGUUACUAAGCUGCUCAUCUUUACAGCACUUUUUUAAAUGUCUGGAGAAGUUGGUGGUGGGAAUCACUUACCUCAUUAGUGCCAAUUCUGAGGAAAGCUCUUUUCACCAGAGAUGCUAAC
This is a messenger RNA of Diceros bicornis minor, 5585 nucleotides long. RefSeq names its product alpha tocopherol transfer protein like (gene TTPAL). The transcript has 5 exons. Gene Ontology annotation, cellular component: membrane. Gene Ontology annotation, molecular function: phosphatidylinositol bisphosphate binding. NCBI's taxonomy places the organism in Eukaryota, Metazoa, Chordata, Mammalia, Perissodactyla, Rhinocerotidae. The record is from RefSeq and is a predicted model, not a curated record. The coding region runs from base 2939 to 3865 and encodes 308 amino acids.